AUGAUUUACAACAUUGUUUUGUAUCACAUUUACAACACACAUGGUCAUAGAAUAAGUCAGUGGAACAAUACAAUUCUAGGUCUUGUGAGUCUGGAGAGGUAUGCUGAAGCUAUCCAUAACAAAGGUGCAGCACUGGAUAACUGUAUAGGGUUCAUAGAUGGAACUGUGAGACUAAUCUGUCGUCCCGGGGAAUUACAAAGAGUCGUCUACAAUGGUCACAAGCGGGUUCACGCACUAAAAUUGCAAUCAUUUACCUUGCCUAAUGGUAUGAUUGCAAAUAUGUACGGGCCUGUAGAAGGAAGAAAACACGAUGCCGGUAUGUUGGCAGAUUCCGGACUACUCAAUGAUCUACAGCGCUUUGCAUUUUCUUCCACUGGUCAACCCAUGUGCCUUUACGGUGACCCUGCCUACCCUCUUCGUAUCCACCUGCAAGUUCCCUUCAGGAACGCAGUUCUAACUCCUGCCAUGCAAGCCUUCAAUUCCUCCAUGAGUGCUGUGCGUGAAUCGGUAGAAUGGCUCUUUGGCGACAUUGUGAACUAUUUUAAAUUUAUGGAUUUUCAUAAGAAUUUAAAAAUUGGUCUAAGCUCCGUGGGGAAAACGUACAUUUCAGUGCUCUAUUUCGCAAUGCCCUUAAUUUCUUUAAUGGAAUUCAAACUUCAGAAUUUUUUGAUCUAG
Pocillopora verrucosa is the source of this 675-nucleotide messenger RNA. The record is from RefSeq and is a predicted model, not a curated record. Lineage: Eukaryota; Metazoa; Cnidaria; Anthozoa; Scleractinia; Pocilloporidae.